Molecule: messenger RNA, 1711 nt
Organism: Marchantia polymorpha subsp. ruderalis
Lineage: Eukaryota; Viridiplantae; Streptophyta; Marchantiopsida; Marchantiales; Marchantiaceae
Source: the annotation of a GenBank genome assembly
GCUGGAGCCGCGGUCCCACUCUCGCCCUCGCCCUCGCCCUGGAGCACGAAGCUGUGGAUUCUCGGGCAAGAUCGUCCGCAAUCGUGAUGGCGCUUUGGAAGAUCGCCUCCCUGCGCAAGAAAUCCUCGUCCCCCAUCCCUCUCAGCAAAGUCGAGCGGAGUUGAUUCUCGCACAAGACGAGGCCCGAGCGCGGUCUCAAUCAGCCAGUCGGUCGGUGUUGCGAGGGCGGGGAUUGAUUGAUCGAGCGGCAAUUUGAACCUGCGCAGCGCGCCCCAUCUUCGCUGUUCAGAUGGGAAGUGCUACUGUCUGCUGCUCCAGCCUCUUGUCCACUGGCACUGCUGCAUUUCCUGCUCAUUUGGGCAAUGUCGGAUGCUCAAGAACGGGCAGGAGGAAUGUCACGGCCCCAUCGGUGGCUGUGAGAUGCGCCAGCAUUGAGGAUGGAAGUGGACGCUGCUGCCGUAGCGCGGGCGGUCAAAGUCGGGGUUCCUCCUACCAUGGCGAGUCUGUUUUCCGGAGUGAGCAAGCUUUGGAGUCGGUUUCUUCCCAGAGCGAGAAGGCGUUGCACAGAAUGUCAAAAGGUGGCCUUGCCGUUUUGAUCGCAUCGUCCUUAAGUUUCACAGUAUGCGACAACGUACUAGCGGUAGCGGAGGCUGCGCCUGUACCGGAAAGCAGCACCAACUUGAUGUUCAUUAUCGCUUGUGUUGCAGAAGCUCUGGCUCUCACGGGGGCUGUUGUAGGCGGUGUACUGGCUCGGCAAAGAAAGUUAGAGCUUGAGAAAAUAAAUUCUCAACUUCGACAAAUUAAUGUUAACUUAAGGCGACAAUCUCGAGUGGAGUCCUAUGCUCCAAAUCUGACAUACGCUCCAGUUGGCAGUGGGCGCGUCACAGACGUUCAGGUACGGGAAGACCCAGUAAGGGAAGAAUUGAUGUCGUGUCUGAAAGCCGGGAAACGCUGGCUCAGAGAGCAAAAACCAGUCAACGCGUUUCGAGAAUUUGAAAAAGCUCUUCCUCUUGCAAAGCAACUCAAAGACACUGUCGAAGAGAAGAAAGCUGCGCGCGGUUUAGGUGCUUCCUGUCAAAGGCAAGGGAAAUACAAGGAUGCCAUUAAGUACCACACGAUGGUUCUGACAAUUUCCCACAUGACGAGAGAGUCCUCUGGGAAUACUGAGGCAUAUGGUGCAAUAGCGGACUGCUAUACAGAACUCGGGGAUCUAGAGACAGCGGGGAAGUUCUACGAUAAGUACAUUGAUGGCCUAGAACAGGAUGACUAAUAUUCAAGCGACCACGUUGGGUAGAUAGUUCUACUUUUCGUCAAUCAAAUUUGUAAUUUAUUGUGGUAACAAAUCCACAGUUGUCGAGCUCUAUGGUGAACUGCAACCCUGUUCAAGAUUGUUCUUGGAAGAUAUGGCUUACGUCGUGCCAUGAAAUUUUUUCAUACCUAUUAUGCCGCGACCAGGACGAGAAAUUGUAGAAUAUUAGUUCAUCAACUUAUCAGUAUCAGUAGAGUUACCAUCAAUCAGAUCCAAUGUAAAAUCAUCAGUCAGCCACUCACUUUUCACCUAGGGAAGCUGGGAUCUUUUUGACAAUUCUCCAAGAAGCAGCUGUACGAAAAUGAGAAAUGAUGUUUUGUAUAUCGGAGAGAACUUGCUUCGUGCCGAAACGAAAUUGUAACUUUUUAUUACAAAUGGAAAGGCAAAGAAUUUGUCACCUCA